Messenger RNA from Cryptomeria japonica (Japanese cedar), 720 nucleotides. Its product is annotated as linamarin synthase 1-like. The record is from RefSeq and is a predicted model, not a curated record. Gene Ontology annotation, molecular function: UDP-glycosyltransferase activity. Bases 1 to 720 code for a protein of 239 amino acids. The transcript is spliced from 2 exons. NCBI's taxonomy places the organism in Eukaryota, Viridiplantae, Streptophyta, Pinopsida, Cupressales, Cupressaceae.
AUGGGGCCUUCAGUAAUUGAUAAAGUGAUUCAGGAAAUAAACGCCAGGGAAGAAGAAAACAAGGACGAGCACGAAGGUCCUUCCAAGCUCUGGAAAAAUGACACAGAAUGCUUACAGUGGUUAGAUAAACAGUGUGCCCACUCUGCGAUCUACAUAUCUUUUGGAAGUACUACAGUUCUGAGUGAAAAGCAAGUGGAAGAGCUUGCUCUGGGAGUGGAAGCCACCCAGAGACCAUUUCUAUGGGUUGGACGCUCUGAUCUAACGAAAGGAAGCCAAGCUAUUUUACCUGCUGGUUUCUUGGAGCGCGUCAGAGAUAGAAGUUGCAUAAUUUCGUGGGCCUCACAGUUAGAGGUGUUAUCUCAUCCUUCCAUAGCCUGUUUUGUGACUCACUGUGGAUGGAACUCUGUGCAGGAAAGCAUUACCAUGGGCGUGCCCAUGCAUUGUUGGCCUUACUUUGCAGACCAAUUUCUUAACCGCGCGUAUGUUGUAGAUGUGUGGAAAUUGGGUCUGCCAUUAAAUACCAAUAGCCAAGGAAUUAUAGAGCAGGGGGAAUUUGUGAAAAGUGUGGAGUUUUUGCUGGAAUCGGAACAAGGCCUGGAGAUCACAGAGGAAGCGAAAAAAAUGAAGAUAAUUGCUAGGGAUGCAGUCAAGGAUGGGGGCUCCUCAUGGAAUAACUUUAAUCUAUUUGUCACAGCCAUGACGCCACAAUCAAAUGAAUGA